Struthio camelus australis is the source of this 1163-nucleotide messenger RNA. Lineage: Eukaryota; Metazoa; Chordata; Aves; Struthioniformes; Struthionidae. The record is from RefSeq and is a predicted model, not a curated record.
GCUCUGCUCUCAGAAGAUGCAGUGCACUAGAUGUGGUGCUUGGAACAGAAGUAGUCAUGGCAUCAGAACUAUGUAAAACAAUCUCUGAGGCAAAGCUGGAAAGGCACAAGAACUUGUUCUUAAAUUACCGAAAUCUGCAUCACUUUCCUUUGGAGUUACUGAAAGAUGAGGGGCUGCAGUACUUGGAGAGACUUUAUAUGAAAAGAAAUUCCCUGACCACAUUGCCAGAAAACCUUGCACAGAAGCUUCCAAACCUCGUGGAAUUGUACCUUCAUUCGAAUAACAUAGUUGUUGUACCUGAAGCCAUUGGCUCCCUCGUUAAACUGCAGUUUCUGGACCUCAGUGAUAAUGCCCUCGAAAUUGUGUGCCCAGAGAUUGGCCGCCUGAGAUCUUUACGUCAUCUUCGCUUGGCCAACAACCAGCUGAAAUAUUUACCUGCAGAGGUUGGAGACCUGAGGGAGCUGCAAACACUGGACAUUUCGACCAAUCGGUUGAUAACUUUACCUGAAAGGCUGCAUAUGUGUCUCUCGCUGCAGUACUUGACUGCAGACCGCAAUCACCUGUGGUGCGUUCCCCGCCAUCUGUGCCAGCUGCCAAGCCUCAAUGAGCUGUCCAUGGCCGGAAAUCGCCUCGCCUUCUUGCCGCUUGAUUUAGGUCGUUCUCGGGAGCUGCAAUAUGUUUAUGUGGAUAACAACAUUCAUCUGAAAGGGCUUCCAUCUUAUCUGUAUAAUAAAGUCAUUGGUUGCAGUGGUUGUGGUUCUCCAAUUCAGGUUUCAGAGGUGAAACUGCUCUCUUUUUCAUCGGGACAGUUAACUGUGUUCCUGCCAGCAGAGGUGAAAUCAAUAGGGACAGAAACAGAUCAUGUGCUGCCUUUGCAAGAACUGGCCAUGAGGACACUCUAUACCACCUACUACAGGCUUCUAAAAGAUUUGAACUUUCUGACUCCAAUCUCAUUACCCAAAAGCCUCUUGGAAUUGCUGCACUGUCCCUUGGGACACUGCCACCGUUGCAGCCAGCCCAUGUUUACCAUUGUCUACCCAAAGUUAUUUUCCUCUUUUUUGGAGGAGAGUCCUCUUUACAGAAUGCAUUGGAGGACAACUGUUAGUUUUGUGGCAUACUGCUGCUCCACCCAGUGUCUACAGACUUUUGACCUACUGAGUUGA